AGCCCCUUUGGCAGGUUAGCAUGCUUGCUGAAUCCUGCCAUCUCGAGCCAUGGCCGCCAUGGCGCAGAUGUAGACCCUGAGAGCCUGAGGAAGAUGGAGCCCGCCCAAAUUUGCGUGGCCAGCGGAAGCUCGGAACGGCUGUUCGCUUGCCACGCCCCGAGCGUGUUGGAGCUGCAGCGCCAGGUCGCCGCCGUCUUUGAGGGGGUUUGGGCAAGCGCUUCGGACAUCCGCUUCGUUUGGCGCCACAAGAAUGGGGAAUCCCAGAUCUGCGACGAUGCCUCCUUUGCAAAGGCUUGGCAGACAUCGCGUUGUGAUCGAGGCGGAUCCUUGAAGCUGCGCAUCUGCGAGAACUCGCACCAGCUCUCUUCUGCGUUGGCGCCAGAUCGCACCUGCGGGCGCUGCGGCCAGGAGUUUUCCUCAAGGAACCAGCUCAUGCGGCACGUGCAGAGCCUGGGCCACUACGUGGAAGGCGCUCCAAAGAAUUCCGGAAAGAGCGAGGAACCCGAGGCGCCUGAGAAACAGGAAGGCUGCAAGGCCUGGGAUUUGUACUACCAAGACCUGCCAGACUUCUCGAAGAUCCGUGAGCUCAUGCGGCAGCCGCUGCCCCACUGCUUCAAACGCGUGCCUGCGAGUCCACUCAGCGACUUGGCCCUGGACAGGGUGCUGCAGCUCGAACCGCGCGCGCGGCCGGUGGUGGGCUUGGAGUGCUGGGCGCUGGACGCGGAGGUUCCUUCGGGCGAGUCUGUGUGGGGCCUCCUGCAGACAGCGCAGGACUGUGGGGCCCUCCAACGCCAAGAGGCCUCCAGCAUGGUACCAGUCACGCUGCUGGAGGUUGAGCCUCACCAUUAUGUAGCUGAUAUGUGCGCAGCACCUGCUUCGAAGACCUUGCAGCUGCUGGACGUGAUGAGUGCCGGAGCCAGACCAGGCGAAGUGGCGCCCGGGUUGCUGGUGGCCAACGACGACAACUGGAGCCGAUGCGCAAGCGCGCUGCGGCGCACGCAUCAGCAUCCCCAGAAUCUUCCUCUACUCUGGCUUUGCGGAGAUGCACGCGAAUUCCCUACGCUGCACGACCACUCUGCUGGCCGGGUACGCGGAGCCAGAAAGAUACGCUUCGACCGCAUCCUUUGCGAUGUUCCCUGCUCAGGCGACGGGCGCUUGCGCCGCAGCCUCGGGGCAUGGGCCGCCUGGCGCCCGCGGUACAUGCUGCAGAUGCACUACGUGCAAAGCGCCAUUUUGAAGCGAGGGCUCGCCAUGCUGAAGCCGCAGGGCCGGUUGCUGUACUCCACCUGCAGCAUGUCCCCGGUGGAGAACGAGGCAGUGGUGGCGGCUGCUUUGGAGAAGCUGGGCGGUCAGAUUCGCCUGCUGUCGGUGGAGCAGUGGCGACACGCGCCGGGACUCACAGUUUGGCGUGUUCCGCUGCCGGAUGGAUCCGGCAGCUUUGGGAGCGCAAAGGAGGUGGAGGCAGCGGAUCCCAAGCUGUGGUGCACCAAGGGCGGGCCGCUGGCGCCUACCAUGUUCCCGCCAGCGGAUCAGGAAGUCGCGGCGAGCCUGCGGCGCUGCGUCCGCAUCACCCCCUGCGGGGAUUUCGGCGGCUUCUUCUGCGCGCUCUUCGAGAAGGUGACGCCGGGCCCGGCCGGGCGGCCGGCACCCGAAGCCAAGGGCUCCGAAGUGGACGCCCGAGCCCAGGAAUCCAAGGCAGCGCGCGCCGAAGUCCGGGAUGCCCUCGGCCAUGGCAAGCAAGCCCGCAAGAAAGCCGAGGGAGCUGAGGAGCGCAAGUCUAAGGAAGAAGAGGAAGAUCAGGACGUGCAGCGACAUGGGCAGACCUUCAAUCCCAUACCUCCCUUGCUGGCUGCAGCUCCAGCCGCGCAGCUUGAAUGGCUGAUGAGUUGGUUCGGUCUUAUUCCUGAUGCUGCAGAGGCUGAGAAGCUGGGAGUUCGCCGUUUCCCGGUGGAGCUGCUUCGCGGGGAUCCGAGCCUCAAGGACGGCAUGAUUCUUGGGAGCACACCCAUUGGCCGAUUGGUGCUGAAGCACGCGCGGCCUCGAGUCAUGGCCGCUGGCAUGCCGCUGCUGGCUGAUUCGGGGGCCGAUUCGGAGCACCCGAGCCGCUUCGACGUUGCACAGGAAGCUGCUCAUGUCCUUGCCGCCUGCGCCACAAGAAGAUGUGAACGCGUUGGCUGGCCGAGCUUUGCGGCGAUGCUGCGGGGAGAAGCCGUUCUGCGCGAGCUGGCGGCAGGGCCUCUGAUCGCGGUGUUGCAUCCUGACUCCUCACCACGGCUGGUGGAGGAGCAACUUUGUCUUGCAGGCCGUCUGACCUCAGCAGGCAUGGUGGCGACAGCCAGCAGCACCCAUCGCUACAGCAUGCUGCGACUCCUUUCGCCCUGAAUGUCUACCGAUAUCUCGCGCGCUCGAUCGGGUUUUUCGGCGCGGAACCCGCUGGAGCUCGCCACCUGCGAGGGAAGGGGCAGAAAUGGGUUGGACUGCCUUCUUAUUUUCGCAGAGGACAUCGCUGAAGGUGGAUCCGUUUCCGAGCACAAGGACCCCUCUGGAGUGCAAUCUGAGAGAUCCGAGGGCAACACCUGACAGCCCUCCAUGGCGAUUGGAAAGAGAGUUGGCGUGAGGACGCAUCGCAACUUUGCCA
Molecule: messenger RNA, 2638 nt
Organism: Effrenium voratum
Lineage: Eukaryota; Dinophyceae; Suessiales; Symbiodiniaceae
Source: the annotation of a GenBank genome assembly